AUGCCGCUCUUCGGUAAAAAGGAUUCGAAUAAAAAGAUCAAGAAAGAUGGGAAAGACGAUAAAUCGCCGUCUGUCGAGGACAAAUACAUCCUAAAGGAGUUGCUUGGAACGGGUGCUUUCUCUGAAGUACGUUUGGCAGAAAGUAAAGAAAAGCCUGGUCAAAUGUUUGCUGUGAAAAUCAUUGAUAAAAAAGCAUUGAAAGGAAAAGAGGAUUCUUUAGAAAAUGAAAUUAGAGUGUUGCGAAGGUUAACACAUCCAAAUAUUGUUCAAUUACUGGAAACAUUUGAGGAUAAACACAAAGUUUAUUUAGUUAUGGAAUUGGUUACCGGUGGAGAACUAUUUGAUAGAAUUGUCGAAAAAGGUUCCUAUACAGAGAAAGAUGCAUCAGGUUUAAUAAGACAAGUUUUAGAAGCUGUGGAUUAUAUGCAUGAUCAAGGUGUUGUGCAUAGGGACCUUAAACCUGAAAACCUUUUAUAUUAUAAUCCAGAUGAAGAUAGCAAGAUCAUGAUUAGUGACUUUGGACUGUCAAAAAUGGAAGACUCUGGUAUUAUGGCAACUGCUUGUGGUACUCCAGGAUAUGUUGCUCCAGAAGUCUUAGCACAAAAGCCGUAUGGAAAAGCUGUAGAUGUGUGGAGUAUAGGAGUCAUUUCUUACAUCUUAUUAUGUGGUUAUCCUCCAUUUUAUGACGAAAACGAUGCGAACCUGUUUGCACAAAUUUUAAAAGGUGAAUUUGAAUUUGAUUCGCCGUACUGGGACGAUAUCAGUGAGUCUGCAAAGGAUUUCAUUCACAAAUUGAUGUGCGUCAAUGUCGAGGAGCGCUUUAGUUGCAAACAAGCCCUUGCACAUCCUUGGAUAUCCGGCAAUGCUGCUAGCAAUAAAAAUAUCCAUGGUACUGUAUCUGAACAACUUAAAAAGAAUUUCGCCAAAUCAAGGUGGAAGCAAGCCUACCACGCAGCCACGGUCAUACGUCAAAUGCAACGGCUGGCACUCAACAGCGGCCAACAGCAGCAGGGCCCAGGAUCAACAGGCCCCUCCAGCGGCAACCCCACGCCAUACCCCGAUCAAUCGCAAUCCAACCCCAGUUACCAACCCAGAUCAGUGGAGCCUCCGACCAACCUCAAUUGAAGGAAAUACGCGAGUCACCAUUGCCGGUGUCAAGCUUGGUGGUCUCGAGUCCUAUUCCCAUUCCGAUCACUCCAAAUUCACCAUUAUACUUACGCAACAAACGCUUCAAGCUGUGGGGUAGCACACGCACUGCUCUGUCUACUCUAUUUCAAACGAAUGUAUCGUAUCUUAGAAAGCAAAGAAAGUAUAAGAAAAGCUGAGUCAUGCUAAGAUUCUUCUAAUGAAAAAUAUCAAAGCCGUCAGGUGGCCGUUUAUUCUCUUACCGAGUUAUUAUUUAAAUACUGGUAAGAGUUUGUAUAGAUUCCAGCUAAUUCGCUUUAUUGUGGUCUCCUGUGACAUGGUUGCCACCGAUCGUGUAUAUUACAAAAUUACACACGCUCGCGAGUGCGCGCACAUACACACACUUAAAUGCACGUAUAAACAGCCCGCGCGAUAUAAGGCGAUUUUCCGAAUGUUUCUCGUUUUAUCGUCCCUCUCAGUUUUGUUGGCUUUGUUUCGACAAUUUCUAAAUAGAUCUUCUCACUUUGUUAGUAUAUAUUUCACAGUAGAAUUAAAUCCCGUAGCCAUCAAUAGUGAUUUUAAAUGACGAUAUGUCAACAGCAUUGAUUUGAUCAAGUAAAGAUGUAGUUAAUGUAUUUAGAUAAACUUAAUGCUAAUUGUGAAAUCUUGUAACGCAAGAAAGAUCUUGCUCGAUCAAAUCUGCUAAAUGUAUAAAGAAAGAAAAAAAAAGAAACUAUGUGAACAGUACAACGACAAGUUUUUAUCUUUUAUAAGGUUUGGUGUAAUGAAUAGUAGUUGUUUAGAUGAUUUUUUGCUAUGUGAACAUCUUACUAUAUUCUGGCUAAAUAUGUUUUAAAUUCCAUAAAAACCGAUACGCAGCUUUUUACCCGGUACUUAUUCGAAUGAAUGAUAUGGCCGAAUAUAUCUUUUGAAACAGCGUUUUUUCAAGAAGCACGAAACAAAAGACAAAUUAAGUAAGUUUUUGUAAGACAGAUCACUCCGAAUGAGGAGAAGAAAAGAAUUCUUGCCAUAUGGAAUCGUGUUGUGAGACUGUAUGAGAUCUGAUUUUUAUCAAUAUUUGUUUUUAUAUUUCCCUCAAUGAUUACUAUACAUGUUUUAUUUUAUGACAAAUGCAAACAUUUAUAUACGAGUCAUGUACAGUACACUGUAUUGCAAGAUAUGUACAUUGUGUACACAGAUACUUGUUCUGUUACAUAGUGAUAUUAGUACAUUUUAAGAACUGCAAAACAGAGAUCUACUAAUUAGAUUUAAUAUGUAUAUACAUACGUGUAUAUUGCUCUACUGAUAUUUUUAUCGAUAUGUUGCACUGAAAUUUAAUGGAAAAUGUACAUAAUUCAUACACGAUUCCCCAAUUAUCUCUUUGCAAGAUGCAAAUAUAAAAAGCAUAUUAUAUAAUGUCGAAUUUUUCACUUUUUUAUAAUAUUUUUUAAAGACAAUUAUAUUUUUAUACGCUUUGCAAUUUCUUCUGAUCUACUUGUUUUUAUUGUAUUUUUAUUCUAUUAAAAAAGCAUUAAUCAUUAUUGUCCUUCAAAUAAUGCAUAGAAUCAAAUUGGCUCAUCUUCGGAGAAAGUAGAAAGCACAAAUCUAAUUAGAUAAGAGCUAACGAUUUAUAUAUUUUGCUGUGUUAUAAAAGAAUGUACAUAUUAUUUUUAUAUGUUACGUUCCUUGAUGUAAAUGUGUAAGUACUUUCAAUGUGCUAUGAAUAGUUCAAUACAAAUAUUUUUGUAUUUAAUAUUUUGUUGUAGAUUACAGCGAUUAUAUAUCAUUGCAUAAGUUCCAAAAGAAAGAAUUGAAAUAUAAUCUAGCUAUUUAUAUUUGUAUCUUUUUAUAAUGUGAAGAAUCAGUGAAUCAUAUACAGUACUCAGUAUUUGAAUUACAACAGGUACUUCAACGAAAUGUUCGGAAAUACUUUUAGUAUUUGGUGGUAUUUCUUUAUUUUUUUACAAAUAAUUGCAGAUAAGUGCAAUACCGUAUAUAUCGUAAUCUUGUGAUAAUGAUGUUACUGUGGUCUCUUACUCAAUGGUAUAUCGAUAUAAAGAUAUUAAUACUAAUAAAUAUUGAGAAUUUUCAUUGAAAUAGGAUAUAAAAUUUCUCUCAAUUGGAAAUGUAUCAAAUAUUAAUUUUUCACGAUGAUGAUGAUCAAAUUCCACGUUUUAUUAUAUAGAUGGGAAAAAUACAUUAUGUAUUAAUAUGCGGAAAAUUGUAUCAACAAAAUUCUAUGUUUUUUCAGUGUCCUUUUGAAAUAAAUCUAAAUUGUACUCAAUGAAAUCUAGAAAGAUCAUAUAUAUAUUACAUACAUACUAUGAUAGAGAAAAUUAUUGCUGUUUAUCGAGCGGGCACUCCUUUUGUCAUAAAUUGCUAUCUCUUUAUCUUUAAACAAUAAAUAUAAUAAUCACUCUGAACUCUCAUAUUAGACAUCCGUCCGUGUACCGGGCACUAUUCGUGUAAUUCAUAACUAUAUAAAAAAGGGAUUCGUGUUAACGCUACAUAAUAAUUUUGAAAUCGAUAAUAAUUAUAUUAAUUAUAAGAUAGACAUUGUUCUAAUAAAAUUAAACAAACUACAUAUAAAUUGAUUUAGAACACGACGUAUAUGAUGGAAGUUAAGAUACAUACAAUGAUCAUCAUUUUGUUUCUUGUCGAAACAUUGUAGUAUCAAAAAUUUCAAUUGAUAAACAGGUCUUUCAUUGCGCAAAAAAUAACGCACCAUUCUAAAGUGCCUUGGAUGACACGAUGAUGGAAUGUCAGAUAAAUAAAUUCAAAAAUAUGUUACUCGAUGAUUAGAAUCAGAUAUCAUUUAUCUUUUAUUUAGAAAAUAGGUUUCUAUUUCUAUAUCCUAAUCUAAAUAUUUAUUUGCAUUAUAAUAUCUCACAAAAAAAUAUUUGAAUUCAGAUAUUUAAUAAAAUUACGUAAUUUUAUUGUAAUUUUUUUAUAACCAGCAUCGUGUCAUCUAAUAAGAAAGGUUCGUUAAUAAACAUUUUUUUACGCUAAAUAUAUUGUGCAUAUGAGCUUGUAACUUAAAAAUUCUAGAAGGAAAUAAAAGAAAAGGAGCUUAGCUUGUAUUUAGAAACGAAUUAUAAAAAAAGAGAAGAAAACGAUAAAACCGUGCCACAUGAAUAAACAUAUCGGCAGGAAUAUUGCAAAAUGUGAUUAUAAAAAUAAGCUGAUUUUAAAUA
Messenger RNA from Bombus impatiens (common eastern bumble bee), 4319 nucleotides. It is a transcript of the gene CaMKI, whose product is annotated as calcium/calmodulin-dependent protein kinase type 1. Gene Ontology annotation, biological process: protein phosphorylation. The transcript is spliced from 8 exons. Lineage: Eukaryota; Metazoa; Arthropoda; Insecta; Hymenoptera; Apidae. Gene Ontology annotation, molecular function: ATP binding; calcium/calmodulin-dependent protein kinase activity; calmodulin binding. The record is from RefSeq and is a predicted model, not a curated record. Bases 1 to 1125 code for a protein of 374 amino acids.